UUGUUCUGUUCUGCCACCAAACACCAACAGCGCGACCACUCCAGUUGACCAAUAUAUAUAUAUAUACAUAUAUACACAACAAAGUUUCCAACUCUUUCUUCCAAUCGUCCAUCGUCUCCGACCAGCGCAGAGAUGGGUUGUGGGAAUUUGUUCUUCACUCUGGUUAUCACCUUUUCAGCGGCGCUCAUCACAUAUAACAUAAUCAUAUCUGCAAAUGCGUCGCUCAAGCAAGACUUCCCGGACCCUUCAAGAAAAUCAGCUUCUUCAUUCUCACUUGACCCCGUCAUCAAAAUGCCUACAGCCUUGUCCUCAUCAUCCCAGAGAAGCAAAAAGCGCCUUUUCCAUACUGCCGUUACAGCUUCCGACUCCAUCUACAACACAUGGCAGUGCCGUGUGAUGUAUUACUGGUUCAAGAAACAGAAAAAUAAGCCUGAUUCCGAGAUGGGGGGCUUCACCAGAAUUUUGCAUUCUGGGCAUCCCGACAGAUUCAUGGAUGAGAUCCCCACCUUUGUUGCUCAGCCCCUCCCCGACGGAAUGGAUCAGGGGUACAUAGUCCUAAAUAGACCUUGGGCGUUUGUGCAGUGGCUUCAGCAAGCAAAAAUUGAAGAAGACUACAUAUUGAUGUCUGAGCCAGACCACAUUCUGGUCAAGCCCAUUCCUAACUUAUCAAGAGAUGGCCUUGGAGCUGCAUUCCCUUUCUUUUACAUUGAGCCCAAGAAAUAUGAGACUGUUCUGCGGAAGUUUUUCCCUGAGGAAAAUGGUCCAAUAACUAACAUUGAUCCCAUUGGAAAUUCCCCCGUCAUAGUAGGAAAGGAUGCUCUAAAAAAGAUAGCCCCUACUUGGAUGAAUGUUUCAUUAGCAAUGAAGAAGGAUCCUGAAGCAGAUAAAAGUUUUGGAUGGGUUCUUGAGAUGUAUGCAUAUGCUGUUGCAUCAGCAUUACAUGGUGUAGGUAACAUCUUGUACAAGGAAUUCAUGAUUCAGCCUCCUUGGGAUACGGCAAUCGGCAAGGCCUAUAUAAUUCAUUAUACAUAUGGAUGCGACUAUGAUUUACAGGGUAAGUUGACUUAUGGAAAGAUUGGGGAGUGGAGAUUUGACAAGAGAUCAUAUGACAAUAUCUGGCCUCCAAGAAAUCUUACUUUGCCACCUCCCGGUGUCCCUGAAAGUGUGGUUACAUUGGUGAAAAUGGUGAAUGAAGCCACUGGCAAUAUUCCAAACUGGGGUUCCUAAUUCAAACAGAACCAAUUAAUUGUAUAGAUGCUGAUGCUACCAAUGAGGAUAGAAUGGCCUCUUUUCUUUCUUGGAGCUGUAAAUGAUGUCGGGUUUGCAGAGCCUUAGGAUGCAACAUUCUGCUGUUGAGUUGUCAGGCUCACAUAUUCUUCCUUGAGUUCUAUUUAGGAUUCUAUGACAUUUGCCCUACUUCCAACACAUCAAGAGGGACUAUAAUCUUCGUACUUGUAACUCAUGAAUAUACAACAUAUCUGGUAAAAUAGUCUUUCUAAAAGUCGGAGUGAAUAGUUGAAACCUGUAAAAUGGUGGUGAUAUCUUUCACCAUAGUCUGUUCUGGAAUAGUUCUUUAGUUUCUGCGAUUUCGGUAGAACUUCUCAGGACUUGAAAACCUUUCAUCCUUUUCAAUCUUCCAAAUAACAAUCCUUUCCGAGAA
Molecule: messenger RNA, 1660 nt
Organism: Sesamum indicum (sesame)
Lineage: Eukaryota; Viridiplantae; Streptophyta; Magnoliopsida; Lamiales; Pedaliaceae
Product: hydroxyproline O-arabinosyltransferase 1
Molecular function (GO): glycosyltransferase activity
Source: RefSeq, a predicted model, not a curated record